Molecule: messenger RNA, 1380 nt
Organism: Odobenus rosmarus divergens (Pacific walrus)
Lineage: Eukaryota; Metazoa; Chordata; Mammalia; Carnivora; Odobenidae
Gene: KBTBD13
Product: kelch repeat and BTB (POZ) domain containing 13
Exons: 1
Coding region: 1-1380 (459 amino acids)
Molecular function (GO): protein binding
Source: RefSeq, a predicted model, not a curated record
AUGCCCCAGGCCCCAGAGGUCCCCCCGGUGCAGGUGUGGGUGGGCGGCCAGCUCUUCCAGGCGGACCGGGCCCUGCUGGUGGAGCACUGCGGCUUCUUCCGCGGUCUCUUCCGCUCCGGCAUGCGAGAGACGCGCGCGGCCGAGGUGCGCCUGGGCGCGCUGAGCGCUGGCGGCUUCCACACCACGCUGCAGGUGCUGCGCGGCGAGCGGCCGGCGCUGGCGGCCGACGAAGAGCUGCUGCAGGCCGUGGAGUGCGCCGCCUUCCUGCAGGCGCCCGCGCUGGCGCGCUUCUUGGAGCACAGCCUCACGUCGGACAACUGCGCGCUGCUGUGCGACGCGGCCGCGGUCUUCGGCCUGCACGACGUGUUCCGCAGCGCCGCGCUCUUCAUCCGCGACGGCGGGCACGCGCUGGCGGCCGAGCUGGCGCUGCCCGAGGCCCGCGCCUACGUGGCGGCGCUGCGGCCCAGCAGCUACGUGGCCGUGAGCACGCACACGCCGGCGCCCGGCUUCUUGGAGGACGCGUCGCGCACGGUGUGCUACCUGGACGAGGAGGAGGACGCGUGGCGCACGCUGGCCGCGCUGCCCCUGCAGGCCAGCACGCUGCUGGCGGGCGUGGCCACGCUGGGCAACAAGCUGUACAUCGUGGGCGGCGUGCGGGGCGCCAGCAAGGAGGUGGUGGAGCUGGGCUUCUGCUAUGACCCGGACGGCGGCACGUGGCGCGAAUUCCCCAGCCCGCACCAGCCGCGCUAUGACACGGCGCUGGCCGGCUUCGAUGGCUGCCUGUAUGCCAUCGGCGGCGAGUUCCAGAGGACGCCCAUGAGCUCUGUGGAGCGCUACGACCCGGCCGCGGGCUGCUGGAGCUUCGUGGCCGACCUGCCGCAGCCGGCCGCGGGCGUGCCCUGUGCCCAGGCGCGUGGGCGCCUCUUCGUGUGUCUAUGGCGGCCGGCAGACACCACGGCUGUGGUGGAGUACGCUGUGCGGGCGGACACGUGGCUGCCGGUGGCCGAGCUGCGGCGUCCGCAGAGCUACGGCCACUGCAUGGUGGCCCACCGCGACAGCCUCUACGUGGUGCGCAACGGACCUAAAGACGACUUUCUGCACUGCGCCAUCGACUGCCUCAACCUGGCCACGGGCCAGUGGACGGCACUGCCUGGCCAGUUUGUCAACAGCAAGGGAGCGCUCUUCACGGCGGUGGUGCGCGGCGACACAGUCUAUACGGUCAACCGCAUGUUUACGCUGCUCUAUGCCAUUGAGGGUGGCACCUGGAGGCUGCUCAGGGAGAAGGCCGGCUUCCCACGGCCCGGCUCCUUGCAGACCUUCCUCCUUAGGCUGCCUCCUGGCGCCCCGGGGCCUGUGGCCUCAACGACACCAGAACUGUGA